CACGCAACUUUCGCACCUCCCAAAGGUCCCCACGCCCUCUCCACUGCUCAUCGCGUUGCUUUCAGUGAAAUGAAUGGGAAGCGGUGUAUCACCGCACAGCAACCUAUGCUAGUGUAUCAUGAGGGGUGCAUUUGUCAAAUUGAUUGAUAGCGGGGGCGCUAGAUCGCGCAGAAGACCACAGUGGUCAAGUGAAUACUUUUUUUCCGUCACUUGCAGUGCUGCUGACAAGAUACUCUGAAAAUAUUGAAGAAUAUUUAGGACCAUCAGUUCUCUAUGAAAGAACCAGUACUGGUGAAAACUAAAGACAGCAAAGUGCGCACUUGCACUUGGAAGGAAUCUGGCAGAUAUAAACAAUUCAUAUUUUAGAAAGGUGGUCGCGAGCUAAAUGUACGGUUAUAACGUGCUACUGUAGCUACCUGGCUGUUGCUACUUAGUUGGCAGCUGUGGCCUGUAGUUUAAGCUAGCUAACUGAGUAGCAAAAGUUCGCAGGUCCAGUAGCUAUCUUGGUUGCACAAAUGUGAGCCUGCAUUAUAAAUGGAGCUGGAGAAUGAACUAAAGAAAUUCAUCCAGCAACAGAAGGCCAGAGUAGCAGAGGAUACAAAAUCCACCUUACCUGGAAAUAAGGACAAAAGAUCACAAGACCUAUGACCACACACUCAAGGAAAAUAUCCCUCCAUUUAAGUCGUUCACGGCACAAGGGAAAGAGGAGAGUUGCUGUCUAAGUUUACCUUUGGGUAGAGACUAUGAGAGGAAGAAACAGAAGUUACAUCAAGAGCUCCGUCUGGACUACAGACACUUCAUGGCUCAGGAGCAGAUUGCCUUUCUCAGAGCUCCUCCAGACCUCCCUGAUGUUCACUGCAGCCCCAGACCCCCGGUGCACCCUAAGAGGGUCCCCUCUAGGAGAGAGACAGCCACGCUGAAUGAAGGCAAGAGGGGACUGCACAGGGGAGGACACUUCCUGGUGGAGGGCAGUGGGAAGGAGGGCCUGAGGCCUGAGGAUGAGCUGCUCCUUCCUAGAGAGAAGGCCAGGCUGGUGAGAGUGGACUAUGACUCUGAGGAGGACCUCACAGAGGAAGAUCUGGAUCUUAUGGAGAGGAGGAGGCUCAGACAGACUGGGUCUGAGAGAGGAGAAGAGAGGAGGCGGCUAAGAAGACACUACAAAACGGACUUCAGGGACAUAUCAAGGCUCAGGGACAGGAGAGUUGAGCUGCCUGACGACUACACAGAGACGCGUCAUUAUGCAGACAGGAAGGAGACUAACGGGUCUGUUGUUCCCGAUGAGGAUUACUUAGAGGCACGCUGGGGGACAUCAUCUCUAACCCCCAAAGCCAAGCUGCAGGUACCAGCAGGGAUGAAACCCAAUGGAAGAUCCAGAUCCUCUACCAAGAAGAACGAGCCCGAAUUUGCUACAGGACUAAUGAUUGGGGCUGCAGAUGCAGAUGCUGCCUUGCAGAGAAGGAAGGAGAGGUACAGGCAGGAGCUGCAGGAGCAGAUAGCUGAACAGCAGAGGAAUAAGAAAAGAGAGAAGGAUUUGGAGCUCAGAGUUGCUGUGACGGGGUCGACUGACCCGGAGAAACAGGCAGAUUGGAUCAAACCGCUUGGGGCAGUGAAUGGUGACGACCAUUCCAGAAAGAGAAAUGACAGCUUGUACCCACUAGGCCAAGCUGUGGACGUACCAGGUGAUGAGUUAAAUGGGAGACCCAGUGAGGAGAGCCGAGAGAGGCUUCCCCCUGAGCAGCCCCGCGUGGCCUUCCAGUCCCCCCUGCUGGAGUACAGCCACGCCCUGGGCCUCAGCAGUAGAGGCAUCUCCCCUUACAGCCAGGCCAUUCACAGGAACAUGGACACCCCCAGGAUUCCAGGUUUCCUUCCUCAUCCACCAUCCACAUUGGCAGAUGCACAUAGAAGUCCCUAUGACAAGGUCUACCUCUACCAUGGAGCAAGGAAUCCACUGGACCCUAACCCGGCCAACUAUGGUCAGAUCCUGCUGACAGGAAGGGGGCAGCCUGUGUCCUACCUGAGCCUCCCUCCUGCAGGGCCUCACCCCAGCCAGACACAGCACAGCCCUCCUAGUCAGCACAGUGGGAGCAGCCAUCCAGAGCCCCCUCCACACAGACCUGCCAGUGACGCUGCUAUCAUGGGUUCAGGGAUUGGAGGAUUCCCCGCCGAGCAGAUCAAGCCAUCUAAACAGUGUGUGUUAAGUUACAAGGAGGCACUGAGACAACAGGGAGACACCAGGAAAGGGAGCAGUCAGCUUUUUUGCCAGAUCCAGGAUAGACAGGAGCGGCGGAGGCUGGACAGGGAGGAGAGGGAUCGGUACGAGGCCAAGCUGGAGGCCGACAUGAAGAACCACGACCCCUGGGGGAGAGGGGGAGGAGGAGCACCCCUCAGAGACAGCAGGGGCAACCUCAUCACCGAUCUGCACCAGAUGCACAAGCAUAAUGAGGAGGCCUACAUCAACCCUGAGACAUGGCAGAAGAUGGCGACAGCCACCAUGACAGUACUCCGAGAGGAGGACACCAGACCUCCCUCCACCCACAGAGUCUCAGGUUUUGUUCAGGCUCCUUUGUUUGCCAGAGGCAGUGUUUUUGGUAACCGGCCCACACCACAGCAAGUCCACGAACAGGACAAGCACAAGGCUUACCUCAAACAACAGAUUGAAGAGAAGCGGAAGAAGGAGGCGGAGGAGCGAGAGAGCCAGAGGCUGGAGGAGGAGAAGGAGGAGAAGAGGCUGUUUGAGCAGAGGGAGCGCAUCCAGAGAGAGUAUGAAGAAGAACAGGACAGGAAGAAGCGCAAGGAGAUGGAGCAAAAAGCCAAGAAUGAGCAGCUGAUCCGUCUGGCUGAGGAGCGAAAGAAAGAGGUGGAGAGGAAGAAGAAAGAGGCAGAGGAGAAGGAGAACUCUGCCCUGAGGAAGCAGUAUGAGAAGGAGAGACAAGCACGUCUAGAGGAGGUACCAAGGGAGCCGUCUCCCCCCAUCCCCACCCUCCGGAAGAGGUAUCAGGCUCCCCAGUACACCCCCAGACCUCCGUCCAUGGACAGCCGUCGCUCUACUGCAGUCUCCCUGUCUGAGCAUUCUCUAUCAGGGCUCCAGUCCCCUCCAGUCCCAGCCCGCUGGAACCAGCUGCGAGCUGCCGAAGACCAGCGGGGUGUGAUCAGUGAACUGUCGGUGCUGCGCAGACAGCUGCGUAGCGAGCAGAAACGCCUGGAGGUCCAGCUACUGCAGUCAGAGUGGGAGGAGCUGGGCUCACCUAUGAGUGAUAGGCUCAGGGACAGGCCCCAGGUGGAUGUGUUUGACAUGGCCAGACUGCGGCUGCAGGCCCCUGUCAGGAGACCCUCCUCCAGGAACACAGAGCCCAACUACCUGCAUAGGAUCCAUGACUCGCUACAGCUCCAAUACAGAGAUGUUGAUUCCAGAAAGGAGGAAGGUCAUGGUUACUGUGAGCCCCCUAGGGACCGAGCUGGACAGAGGGUGGACAUCCAGAGACGGGCUGGUUACAGGGUGCAGCAGCGCAGGAUCAACAGCCUGAGAGAACCUGUUGACGAUUGUUUUGACCUGGCACCACCCCAGCAACAAGACCAUUAUUUGAGGAAUGCAGUGGGGGAUCCUAUGAGAGGUUGCCUGUUGGAGUCUGACAGUGCUUUCAUUGAUCCCAUGAGGGAAACCUUUCCAGUGCCCCCCACACCUGAGCAGAAGCCCCAGCUCUCAGCCAGGGAGAGGAGGCGGCUGGCCAAGAGGGCAGACCUGCACAAUGAGUGGGUGUGCUCCAGAGAGCCUGUGGACCAGCCAGAGAACUACUCCCACCAGUCAGAGGCCAGUCUCAACACUGAGCAGCAUGGCAGAGGGCAUAACCACCAUAGGACCAAGAGGCUGCCGGCUAUGAGCCACGGAACAGCAGACCUGUCUAGAGAUGAAGAUGCGUCUCCACAGGUUUCCCCUCGUGCCCCAGAACCCCGGUGCUCAGUGGAUAUGGUUGCCAUGGAGCCCUGGAUCAGACCAGGCACCUCAGAGACUCUGAAGCGCUUAAUGACCGGUCAGACCCCCCGAGGGGAGAGGCUGACCAGCAGAAAGUCUGCCGUCCAGGACUGGGAAACCCCCUCUACCCAUCAUAGCUAACCUUACCCCCCCCCCCUCGGGAUGUACUAUUGAUAUUACAGUUUUUCUGCGCAAAAAAUAAUAACACUAACAUUUUUGUGCAGACAAACUCAGUUGUAUUGCAACUGUUGUCAAACGCUUUGUACAUCAGCUGUACAACCGAGUGUUUAGGAGGCCUACGUUUAUACACUGUCAUCACUUGGCUUGAUGCAUCUACGUCAGUGGUCAUGAAGACACAGUAUCUCCUCAACACAGAAGGCUCAUCUGCUUUAGCUUCUAGAUUGAUGUUGACUAACUUAGCCCUUUGCUUUUGUAUCAUGGUCUACCUCUGAAAAUGCCUCUUGUUAAUUUGCUUCUUGUGAAAAACGCAUAGAUUGUACCUUCAUGAAAAAUAUGCAGAUUGUCUGAGAAUGGUAGGCAACUCCAUUCCUAUAAGGACAGUGUGUGCAGGCAUUUUCUCCAGUCAAGCACUAUUGAAGUUGAUUAGUUAGAUCAGUUAAGCCUGCCUGUUGCCAUCCUCUGAAAGGCGUAUUAGAAAGUGAUCUAGGGUUGCCUUAGCCUGAUGUCCUGAACUGUUCCAAAGACUAAUAUUUAUUCAUUGUAUAAUAAUGGCACUACCUUUAAUGUAACUUGUGUUAAUGGCAUGUUUUAAAAUAUGUGAAAAUGUGACCUCAUUUUCAACCUAAUUAAAUUAUUUUAGAUAA
Molecule: messenger RNA, 4794 nt
Organism: Oncorhynchus gorbuscha (pink salmon)
Lineage: Eukaryota; Metazoa; Chordata; Actinopteri; Salmoniformes; Salmonidae
Product: centrosome and spindle pole-associated protein 1-like
Exons: 28
Coding region: 800-4111 (1103 amino acids)
Biological process (GO): positive regulation of cytokinesis
Cellular component (GO): spindle pole; centrosome; microtubule
Source: RefSeq, a predicted model, not a curated record